AUGGCGCUAAAUAAUGUGGCGACGAAUUGCAGGAUCCAGAGCCGGCAGCCGCCGCCGGAGUCCCAUCGUCGACAUCACACCGCCACCAGCUUCCAUCAUCAUCUCGCCACCUUUGUUUCUUCCACUUUCAAGCAAAUCGAUGUUCCGGUGAAGCAAAAGGCUCCCGGCGGCGGCGGGAAGCUGCUGCUGGACGCUUUUGUUGAUUUCGCCUUCCGGUUUGUCGACCAACCUUUGCUCCCGUCUCAGCGUAACUUCGCGCCGGUGGAGGAACUGAAGGAGGCCGUUCCGGUGACGGACUUGGUGGAGGGUAUUAUUCCCGAUGACUUCUCCGAAGGAGUCUACAUCCGAAAUGGACCGAAUCCUCUGUUUGGAGGGUUGAAAUCAACGGAAUCCAUCUUCGGGAAGACAAGCCACAUCUGGAUAGAAGGAGAAGGAAUGCUCCACGCCCUGUACUUCCAGAAGAGCAGCAACAAUGGGAGAUGGAGCGUCGUCUACAACAACAGACACCUGCAGACAGAGACCUUCAAGAUGGAGAAACAGAGGGGCAAGCCUUCCUUUCUCCCCGCCAUUAAAGGCCAUCCACCAGCAGUCUUAGCAGCCUACUUGCUGAAUUGGAUGAGAUUUGGGAAAGUGAACAAGGAUCUCAGCAACACCGGUGUGGUGUACCACGGCGGGAAGUUGUACGCAGUGGCAGAGAGUCAUGCUGCUCAGGAAUUCGACAUCCUCAGCCUCGAUGCUCGAGGUGAAUGGGACAUCAAUGGAGCUUGGGAUCGACCUUUCACCGCCCACCCGAAAAAAGCUCCCGGUACCGGCGAGCUGGUCAUAUUCGGGAUGCAGCCUUUCAGACCUUUCAUAGAACUGGGAAUCGUUUCCGCGGAUGGAGAAAGAUUGCUUCAUAAGGUGGACCUCGACCUCGAUAGAUGCGCCCUGGUUCACGAUAUUGGAGUUACCGAGAGGUACAAUGUGAUCAUGGAUUUUCCACUCACCAUAGACCUUAGCAGACUCCUCAUUGGAGGACAGUUAAUAAAGUACGACAAGGAAGGUUACGCGAGGAUAGGGGUGAUGCCUCGAUACGCGAAUACAGAGUCGAUUCGAUGGUUCGACGUCGCACCCAAUUGCACGUUUCACAUUCUGAAUUGUUUUGAGGAUGGAAACGAAGUUGUGAUCAGGGCAUGCAGGUGUCUUAACUCAGUAAUUCCAGGGCCAGAGAUGGGGGAGGACAGAUUUGAGUGGUUCUCAAGAAGGUUUAGGUUUAGGCGUGGCGACGAGGGAGAUGAUGGUGCUUCUUCUUCUUCUGGAGAAGAAUUGUUCUUUACUCGCUGCUAUGAGUGGCGGCUGGACAUGGAAACAGGGGAAGUGCAGGAAAGAAACCUAACUGGGAAAACAGAGGCUUCCAUGGAAUUCCCCAUCAUCCACCCUGCUUUCACCGGCCUCCCUAACAGAUUUGGGUACACACAAACCAUCGAUUACGAAGCUAGCUCCACUUCAGGCAAGCCAAAAUUCGGAGGUCUGGCCAAACUGUACUUCCAAGAUCAGCCUAAAACGAACAACAUUGAUCGGAGGGACGACGACGACGAAUGCAGAGAUGCGAUCAAGGUGGAGUACCAUGAACUCGAGAAGAACACAUUCUGCAGUGGAGCUGCAUUCGUCCCCAGAUUGGCCGCUGCAGGGAGCUCAUCACCGAGUAGUUGUGAAGAAGAUGAUGGAUGGAUCAUCGCUUUCGUCCACAAUGAAGACACUGACACUUCCAAAGUGUACAUAAUUGAUGCAAAAAAGUUCAGCAGCCAUCCAGUUGCUAAGAUCACAUUGCCUUGCAGGGUUCCAUAUGGUUUCCAUGGAGCCUUCGUGCCUAUGUCGCUACCGCGCUUAUGCGAUAGUCAUGGACAUUCCAGGGAAACCACAUAA
Linum trigynum is the source of this 1905-nucleotide messenger RNA. The record is from the annotation of a GenBank genome assembly. Lineage: Eukaryota; Viridiplantae; Streptophyta; Magnoliopsida; Malpighiales; Linaceae.